Molecule: messenger RNA, 2563 nt
Organism: Chaetura pelagica (chimney swift)
Lineage: Eukaryota; Metazoa; Chordata; Aves; Apodiformes; Apodidae
Gene: LRRC8B
Product: leucine rich repeat containing 8 family, member B
Exons: 5
Coding region: 161-2563 (800 amino acids)
Molecular function (GO): protein binding
Source: RefSeq, a predicted model, not a curated record
UCCUCCUUCAGCUGCUUUCCCUUGAGUAGGCCUGAAUGAAGACAAAUGUGAAGAUGGCAUGUCCAAGGAAUUUUAAAAGAUGUAGACCUCCUGACUGAGCACUGCUGUGUAUUUUAUUCUCUUUAAUUAGAAAACUGCUGUUCUCUCACAAGUGAACGUCAUGAUCACGCUAACAGAACUCAAAUUCUUAGCAGAUGCCCAGUCAUCCUACCACAUACUAAAACCAUGGUGGGAUGUCUUCUGGUAUUACCUCACCAUGAUAAUGCUGCUAGUUGCUGUGCUCGCUGGAGCUCUCCAGCUUACUCAAACCAGAGUAUUGUGUUGUCUUCCUUGCAAGCUAGAAUUUGACAAUCAUUGUGCCGUGCCUUGGGAUUUAGUUAAAGCCAACUUUAACAUGUCGGCCAGCUCUACAGCGCAGAUAAUCAUCCCACUUAAAAUCCAGAACGAUCUCCAUCGGCAGCAGUACUCCUAUAUUGAUGCAGUCUGUUACGAGCGAGAGCUUCACUGGUUUGCCAAAUUUUUUCCAUACCUAGUGCUUCUGCAUACCUUUAUUUUUGCAGCUUGCAGUAAUUUCUGGCUUUACUAUCCUAGUACAAGUUCCAGGCUUGAGCACUUUGUAGCCAUUCUUCAGAAGUGUUUUGAUUCUCCAUGGACAACACGUGCCCUCUCAGAAACAGUUGCUGAGCAGUCUGUGAGGAAGUUGCCAAUAGCCAAAUCAAAAACAGCGAUUCCAUCACCUGGGAGUUCAGUAGAUAUUGGGGCAAGCAGGCAGUCCCUACCAUAUUCACAACCUGGAUUGGAAACAACUGGAAGAGAAAAUUCCUCAAGUGUUCUUGACAAAAAAGAGGGAGAACAAGCUAAAGCUAUAUUUGAGAAAGUGAAGAAAUUCAGAGUACACGUUGAAGAGAAGGAUGUCAUAUAUACAGUGUAUAUGAAACAGAUUAUAGUGAAAGUAAUUGUAUUUGUAAUAAUAGUAAUUUAUGUCCCCUACUAUUUAUCAUUUAUUACACUUGAAAUUGAUUGUGUAGUUAAUGUUCAAGCCUUUACAGGCUACAAAAGGUACCAGUGUGUUUAUUCGCUAGCAGAAAUUUUUAAAGUUUUGGCUUCGUUUUACGUUGUUUUAGUGAUCUUCUAUGGCUUAACUUGUACUUACAGUCUGUGGUGGAUGUUAAGAAGUUCACUUAAGCAAUAUUCUUUUGAGAAGUUGAGAGAGAAGAGUAAUUACAGUGAUAUACCUGAUGUAAAGAAUGACUUCGCAUUUAUUCUGCACUUGGCAGAUCAGUAUGAUCCUCUUUAUUCCCAGCGAUUCUCAAUAUUCCUGUCAGAUUUGAGUGAAAACAAACUGAAACAGAUAAAUCUUAACAAUGAGUGGUCAGUGGAAAAACUGAAAAAUAAACUAGCAAGAAAUUCCCAAGACAAGAUUGAACUUCAUCUUUUUAUGUUAAAUGGUCUUCCAGACAGUGUCUUUGAGCUGACAGAAAUAGAAGUCCUAAGUCUGGAGCUUAUUCCUGAAGCCAAACUCCCUUCAGCUGUGACCCAGCUAGUCAAUCUGAAAGAACUCAAUGUUUAUUAUUCAUCCCUAACUAUGGAUUAUCCAGCAGUCAGCUUCUUAGAAGAAAAUCUGAAAACAUUGCGUCUGAAAUCUAGCGAGAUGGGAAGAAUUCCAUUUUGGGUCUUUCAUCUAAAAAACCUACAAGAAUUGUGCUUAACAGGAUAUUUCAUGCUAGAUCAUCACAGCUCCAUAUACAACGAAAGCUUUCAGGGGCUAAAAAAUCUGAGAUCAAUUCACUUAAAAAACAACCUUUCCCGUAUACCUCAAGUCGUUACAGAUCUUCUGCCUUCUUUACAACACUUGUCUAUCAACAAUGAGGGAAAUAAACUGAUAGUCCUAAAUAACCUGAAGAAGCUGGUAAACCUGAGAACUUUGGAAUUAAUCUGCUGUGAUUUAGAGCGCAUUCCUCAUUCCAUUUUUACCCUAAACAAUUUGCAUGAAAUUGACUUAAAAGAAAAUAAUCUCAGAACAGUGGAAGAGAUAAUUAGUUUUCAACAUCUCAAGAACCUUUCUUGCUUAAAAUUGUGGCACAACAGUAUUUCAUAUGUCCCAGUGCAGAUUGGUGCAUUAUCAAACCUGGAACAAUUGUAUCUAAAUUAUAAUAAUAUUAAAAAUGUUCCAUUGCAACUAUUUCUUUGUAAAAAAUUACAGUAUUUGGACCUUGGUUAUAAUAAGCUAACCUCCAUCCCUGAAGAAAUUGGCUAUCUGACCAAUCUGCAGUACUUGGCUUUGACAAAAAACCAUAUUGAAAUGCUGCCUGAUGGAUUAUUUCAGUGCAAAAAGCUGCAAUUUCUGCUUCUGGGAAAUAACAGUCUGAUGGAUCUGUCCCCUUGUGUGGGUCAGCUACAGAACCUUGUUCAAUUAGAGCUCAUUGGAAACUAUUUUGAAUCAGCUGAACUGGAAGAAUGUCAGUUCUUAAAGCGGAAUAGUCUGAUUGUUGAAGAAAGAUUGUUAAAAACACUUCCACCUCGUGUGAGAGAGCGUUUGCAGACAAGCUCAGAUAAGUGCUAA